CAAUCAAUCCAGCUGCCUACGCUAUGCUAGCUGCUUCAUUUGAAUCAACCAACUUCAGUCAAUAUUUAAAUCAAUGGAGUGAAGAUCAAAAAGAACUUUUAAAUUCAUUAUCAAAUUAUAUACAAACAAAUCUACCAACAGAUUGUAGCGGUAGCCAUAGUAACAAUAAUAACAGUACUAAUAAUCUUAAAUCAGAAUAUCUAAAAAUCAAUGAUAAUAAUGAAGAUUGUAUAAAUCCGCUUUAUCCAUUGAGAAGUCCAUCAGGUCCGUCAGUUCAUCAACACCAUUCCAUAAUGUCUUCGACAUUAUCCUCACCGUCAUCAUCGUCAACUUCAUCACCGCAUACAACAACUCAUUUAUUUCAUAGUGAACAACACCAACACCAACAGCAACACUCUUCACCUCAGAUGUUAAUUUAAACAUGCAUAAAACAUCUAUUAUUCCAUUGAUCAAUUGAAUAUAUAUAUUGAAUAUAUAAACAGUUGCAUUUAAACAAAGCGAUUUAUUGAUUUAUUGAUUUAUUCAAUCCUUCAUGCUUUUAGGUCUUUUUUAUUUAGAACUUUCUUGAAUUUAAUGAUGAUAGCAUUGAAGAAAAAUAUAAAGGUAACUCUGUUUCCAACAUGUUCAAUUGCUUCAUGAAUUAGGGUCGACAAUACCUUUUACGGUACUCAAACACGAAUUAUA
This is a messenger RNA of Trichobilharzia szidati, 684 nucleotides long. NCBI's taxonomy places the organism in Eukaryota, Metazoa, Platyhelminthes, Trematoda, Strigeidida, Schistosomatidae. The record is from the annotation of a GenBank genome assembly.